This is a messenger RNA of Ornithodoros turicata, 712 nucleotides long. RefSeq lists its product as uncharacterized. Lineage: Eukaryota; Metazoa; Arthropoda; Arachnida; Ixodida; Argasidae. The coding region runs from base 155 to 622 and encodes 155 amino acids. The transcript has 6 exons. The record is from RefSeq and is a predicted model, not a curated record.
ACAGCAUCUGCUCAGUGUGGGAGAAGGGUCACCUUGAAUCAUUAUAAAUUGUCUAUGGCACGCGCUUUAUUUCAACAGCGCCCAAGCUCAACAGCCCGUCCUCCAAGCUCGUCCUCUCGAAGGGUCCUCUAGGUUUUCGUGUAUAAGGCACGUGAUGCAUUGUGGCAAGCUUUGGGCAAGAAACAUGAAGAUUGCUGGUUGCGCAUUGAUAAUGAUUGUCGUAAUGACAGUGACAACAUCUGAAGACCUAUGCAAAGUAGAUCCUCGAACAGGUAUGUUUCACGCGACUGCCAUUGGAAGGGCGACGAACCGUUUCUUUGGCAAAUGCUGGCUAAACCUGAAGGAUAUGCAUCGCAAGCUCGACUCUAGGAUGGUAGUUGCGAUCGCAGAUUAUGCUUGCGAAAAUGCUGACUUCUGCGUCGCUAAGGUUGGCGAGGAGGAUAUUCCAGCGUUUUGUGAGUGCAUGUUUGACUUCUUCGUAGCAAACUGGACGUAUAGAGACGAGUUCGAUGAGCAUGACAGACAAGCGAUGAGAAGGAGCCUCGCGUGCAUGAUCCCGGUCCUGCCCAACAAGGAAGUCCUGCUGCACCUCAACCUCUAUGCCCGUAAAAUCGUCGGAUAGGAGCACGUCAUCGGUCUUUCCUUACAGAAAUAUAUCUCGUCAGAGGAUUCUUGAACAGUUCUGAACGAUAAUACAUCGCAUCCUUUUCCU